This is a messenger RNA of Periophthalmus magnuspinnatus, 730 nucleotides long. It is a transcript of the gene mrps23, whose product is annotated as mitochondrial ribosomal protein S23. Gene Ontology annotation, biological process: translation. Gene Ontology annotation, molecular function: structural constituent of ribosome. Bases 1 to 321 code for a protein of 106 amino acids. The transcript has 5 exons. Gene Ontology annotation, cellular component: ribosome; mitochondrion. The record is from RefSeq and is a predicted model, not a curated record. NCBI's taxonomy places the organism in Eukaryota, Metazoa, Chordata, Actinopteri, Gobiiformes, Gobiidae.
AUGGCGGGCCGCCGGUUAGAGAAAGUCGGGACUGUUUUUAUCCCAGUCCGAGACCUGAUGCAGGCUGGGGUAGUGAAGCUCUAUGAGAAGCCCAUUUGGUUUGAUGUUAAUGUAGCAUUUCCCCCAAAAAAGAGACCACCUGUAUGUGAAACCUCACUAUCGUCAACCCACCAGGCCGAAAAAGACCAGCGACUGCCCGAGAUUUUCUAUUCUGAAGACGCCAUCAGAGCAAAACUUUAUCAAGUUUAUGGAGCCAGACCUCGGGCACUGGAUCUGUCCAAGUUUAACUUUGUGUCUGUCUGUCAGAGGUUUGUAGACUAGUAUGAGAAGCUAAAGAACAGCACUGACCUGGAUGAUGCUCUGAUCUGAAGAAACAGGAAAACGAUUACUGGCUCAAGGCAUCAUACUGAGAUAGAGAGGACAGUGAGUGGUGCCAGAGAGCAACAAUUCAGUGCUGGACCUGAAGUUGUCAGAUAUGUUGUCAGAAUAGCAGUCUGUCACAUCAGAAGAAAAAAACUAUGUUGACUAAUUCAACUCCACUAAUUACAGUAUGAUCUGGACAAACAACCUACAUGAACUUGAAUGGUUUAAUUCAUUGUAUUUCCAAAAUGUCACAAAUCCUAAACUAAUAAAUAACAGUUUUCAAAUACUCAGCAAAAUGGUAAAAUAUGUGCUUAAUACAUCAUAAGGUCACACAAAAAAUGUUAUUAGGUUAUUUAUUUUACACAAA